Messenger RNA from Ilex paraguariensis (yerba mate), 1065 nucleotides. NCBI's taxonomy places the organism in Eukaryota, Viridiplantae, Streptophyta, Magnoliopsida, Aquifoliales, Aquifoliaceae. The record is from the annotation of a GenBank genome assembly.
AUGAGAAAGAGAGACCGGAGGCGUGAAGUACAGAAAGAGAGGGCGGUUCAGGCGAAGGAAAGCAAAGCAAUCAACCCCCACGAGACAACUUCUCUCUGUCCAAAGGGUUAUUUCGUUUUCAGUGUCCAACGGCCACUGGGUCGGCAGGUUCUUCUCUUCCCUGAUCACAACAAUACUUGUCCGAUGGAGAACCAAAGAAUAUCUGGUUCAUGGGGUUCAGGGAGAUGGGAUCUGCGGCAUCUGCUACAACAAUCUCACUGGCACUGCCUCAAGAAAACCCUCCUCGAUGUGGACGAGAAAGUGAAGACCAUGUUAAAACUAAUAGAACAAGACAGCAAUUCUUUAGAAGGAUCCGAGAUUUAUUACCAGAGAAGACCGGAAUUCAGACGUCUGUUUGAAGAGCUCAGCCAGUCUUACUGGUCUUUUGCUCGAAAAUUUGACCAGUUGAAGUCUAAAUCAACGCAUGGUCCCAGUCCAGCACUUUUGUCUUCUGUUUCUAGGCCAAGAGAAAUCCAAAAUCAAACAAAAGGUAUUCAAAGCUUUGAUGACUCCAGCCUCAUGGCUCGUUACUCCUAUUCCCAAUCAUUUGCUGGAGAUCCUGAUGAUGAGUAUGAUAUUGCUAGCUCCAAAUCCCUAAAUAAAUUACCCCUGGAAUUGAUGCCGACUGAACUGCAUAACACGAGUUCAGAGCAUCAAAAGUCGAAAAGUUUUCCCAAUAAAGAUGAUUUUGCUAAGAAGUUGAAUGGCUCUAAGUUAGAUCGGAACAUGGCUGGAGAUUGGCCACCAGGUAUUGUUGAUUGCGAGAUACCCUGGUCUGAACUGAAGAUUCAAGUUAUGAACCUCAUGGAGGAGAAUUUGCGGCAGCAGGAAGAGUUGGUGAGGAGAAAUAAUAAUAAGCGAGAAAUCAUUAAAGAGCUUCAGUUCCAGAUGCGUCUAGUAAUGGGUGAGAACAGGGCACUCCCGGGUUGUCUCAGAUGUUCAAAAAUUCAUGUGAAGCAUAAACCGUCUCAGAUAUCAAGAUUGAAAUCGCUGAUUAUGAGAAGGCUUUGGGUAGAUUCUCCAUGA